Pseudoliparis swirei is the source of this 2268-nucleotide messenger RNA. It is a transcript of the gene ggps1, whose product is annotated as geranylgeranyl diphosphate synthase 1. The transcript is spliced from 4 exons. Gene Ontology annotation, biological process: isoprenoid biosynthetic process. Gene Ontology annotation, molecular function: prenyltransferase activity. The record is from RefSeq and is a predicted model, not a curated record. Lineage: Eukaryota; Metazoa; Chordata; Actinopteri; Perciformes; Liparidae. Bases 581 to 1528 code for a protein of 315 amino acids.
GAAGCUUGGGAUUGGCUGAGCGAGGAGAAAAAUAUCCACAUUAAGCUCCACAAAGUUGUCUUACUGGUUUGUAUAAAAAAAACUACAACCCCCAGCUCGCGAACACAUGUAUGUUCGAUAUUCAUCACAGGCUGUCCUGGUGAGACGUAUGUGUUCCUCUCCAAUUUCGUGACAGGCCGGAAGCUUUUACCGGGCAAUGUGGAAAUACAACGGCAACACCCAGUGCGCGACGCAGCCCACCUCCUCUGCGCCUGCUCUGUAACGACUCCAUAUAUAGGUCGCUCAGUGUGUACGGUGCGGAGUAAUAGCGGUGUUAGCUUAGUGUAGUAUCCGGUGAUCGGCCAGUAACACACGGACCUAAACAUGGUGUGAAAGUGUUUGUUUGUUAUUCAUAUCGUGUGCCGUAGUCAUCCAGCGUUGGAAGUAGACGUUUUUAUUUUGAAAAAGAGAAAUAAAUGCUCAGCUGUGGUUUAUGUUAGCCUGCUAAUGCUAGCUAACUAGCAGGUUGGCUAACCGGAAAACAGGACCGGCGUAUCGGCAGACGGACGGGCGGCGACAAGAUUUGUGUAAGGCAGAAGAAAUGGAUGGCAACUCGGACACCGCCUCUGAGCGAAUUCUGCUGGAACCAUACAAGUACUUGUUGCAACUCCCAGGAAAGCAGGUGAGGACAAAACUAUCACAAGCAUUUAACCACUGGUUGAAUGUUCCAGAGGACAAACUGCAGGGGAUCAUCCAGGUCACUGAAAUGCUGCACAACGCCAGCUUGCUCAUCGACGACAUCGAGGACAGCUCCACGCUGCGGCGGGGCUUCCCGGUGGCCCACAGCAUCUACGGCAUUCCCUCCGUCAUCAACUCCGCCAACUACGUCUACUUCCUGGGGUUGGAGAAGGUGCUGACCCUGGAGCACCCCGAGGCUGUCCGACUGUUUACCCGGCAGCUGCUGGAGCUGCACCGUGGUCAGGGCCUGGACAUCCACUGGAGGGACACCUACACCUGCCCCACCGAGCAGGAGUACCGCAACAUGGUGCUGCAGAAAACCGGAGGUCUCUUUGGUCUGGCGGUGGGCUUGAUGCAGCUCUUCUCCGACUGGAAACAGGACCUGAAACCCCUCCUGGACACGCUGGGCCUGUUCUUCCAGAUCCGCGACGACUACGCCAACCUGACCUCCCGCGAAUACAGCGAGAGCAAGAGCUUCUGCGAGGACCUGACGGAGGGCAAGUUCUCGUUCCCCACCAUUCACGCCAUCUGGUCGCAACCCGAGAGCACCCAAGUGCAGAACAUCCUGAGGCAGCGCACGGAUAACGUGGACAUCAAGCGCUACUGUGUGGACUACCUGGAGAAGGUGGGCUCGUUUGCCUACACCCGGCAGACUCUGCGGGACCUGGAGGCGGAGGUGUACCGCCUCAUCGGGGAGUUUGGGGGAAACCCUCAACUGGAGAGCCUCGUCAAGCACCUCAGCAGAAUGCACCGUGAGCCUGAAGCCACGGCCGAGUCCAGGAUGGAGCCACGCUCGAGCCGCAUCCACUGACCUCAUCCACGGCGCUCCGCUCUGUGACUCCGCACGCGCACGGCUCACCGACACGCCGCACGCAUACUGGUAUGUUACAUUCACCAACUCUGUCAGGAUGAGUCAUCAAACUGGUUGAUGCGGGCAGACCUCGAAGCAAAUGUUGCAGGACGGCAUCUUUCAAGUGUUGCUGAACAAAGUACACGUCUCCACAUUUUUGUAUCUGAAGUGUAGCUGUUCAGUCAGUGGAAUAAAUAAAUUCAUAAAUGAACUUACUUCUUCCAUUGGUUUCCUGUCAGCUAUUCUGAAGAUUACAAGAUGGCAACAAAGCUGCAACGCCUUCCGUUUGAUGUUCACUGAAGGCCGUAUAAAUGUAUUCUUUAUGUAUUGCCAUUUGCCACCGAAUGCAAAUUGUUUAUCUAGAGCCGAAUGAAUGCCGGGUGUUUUUUUUCUUCUGAAGUCCCUGUUUAACAUGAGAUGUCUCCAGUGUCCGAUGUGCGAUUUGGAGAUCCUCAAUCAUGAAGCCUCCGGAGUGCCAAUCCUGUAGAAAAGACCUCUGCAACUCAAUUGUCUACUUGUUAUGCAACAUGCUGGCAUUCUAUGCAAAGCAGAUGCUCGGCUUUCUAUGCGUCCGGUUCAGAUUCGGCACGGCUUUUCACACACAUUAUUAGGGGGUCUUCAUUAUAUUUGUGGGUGGAUGUUGUGCUGCAGACCUUUUUCUUUUCAUCGAUUGAAUAAAGAAAAAAGCCUUAAAAAGAUCA